CUAUAUCAGCUCUAUUCACGCGAAAUCCUAUUUUAUUUGCACGAUUUGCCGUCACACGGAGACUAACGAACAUCUGAAGACCACGGGUUACAUACUCCUGCCUUCCUUUGGGUUUAUUUACACUCUCCUUGAUUUGGCCUCCUACCUCAACAGGAGUUCUUAAACUUUACAUUACUUUCGCUUAAAGAAUUUUAUACCUCUUCGGAAUACCUCAAAAUGUCAUCCAGUGAGACUAUUGAAAUCUUGCGGGCCGAUUCCCAAGAUACCUUGUCUCCAGAUGAAUGUUCAACUUGUCUCUUCGAUGGUACGCCUCAAUCAGGAAUGAUAGAAGAAAUAUCCACAUCAGAUGACACGGACAGCUACCGGGUGAUUGAUGAACCGAUCUACGGGACCAUAAGAAUCGAUUUACCAUGCGCGAUUGAGAUUAUGGAGUUACCUACAUUUCAAAGGCUCAAGAAAGUAUUACAACAUGGCAUCACUGCUCUUAUUGGUUGUGUACCAUCUCCAGCAGUCAAUCGAUUCGAUCAUAGUGUGGGUGCCAUGCUUCUGGUGAAGCGAACUGGAGGAACAGAGGAAGCCCAACUGGCUGCAUUACUUCACGAUGUUGCUCAUACUACUUUGAGCCAUGUACUUGAUCUAGUUUAUGGAUAUGUCAUUCACGAAGUGGAUAAACCCGAAUAUAUCGCUUCUACACCUAUUCUCGAAGUGUUGACCAGGCAUGGCUUUGAUCCAGAAAGAGUACUCAAUGAAGAGAACUUCAGACUCCUGGAACUACCAAAGCCUGACUUGUGUGCCGACCGAUUGGACUAUAGCCUAAGAGAUUCGGUCGCUUUCCAUAUUCUCACUCGCGAACAAGCUCGUAGUAUCCUUGAAUCUGCUGUCAAUUAUGAAGGCCAAAUAGUGCUUAAUUCGAUCGAAAGUGCAUCAUUGCUCGCCAAUGCAUAUCUCUCAUGCGAUGAAUACUCUUGGGCUAAUCCAACCCACGAGUAUUUGUAUCAACUAUGUGCUAAAGCCAUCAGGGAGAGUCUUAAUGAUGGCCAUAUCGAUAAAGCGUGUCUCUGGAAAUUAGGUGAUGAAGAAUUCUGGUCCAAUCUAGCGUCACGGGCGACUCCUGAAGUUCGAAGCAUUAUGGAGAAGAUUGAUAAGCGUUGUAAAGUAUCUGAGUGGGAUGAAUCAACAAUGAAGUCUGAAGCUGAUGAUAACAGUGUUUGUGAAUUGAAACUUAGAGUUAGGACUAUAGACCCUUUGGUAUUAACCGAGGAUGGACCCCAACGUUUAAGUUGUUUAGAUCCUGAUUUUGCUGAACGACGUGAAAAGUAUAUCAAGUCAAGAGAAACCGUUCAAAAAUUUGUAGUGAAAUAUACAUCGUGAUGUUAGAUUGAUUCUAGAUAUUCUUUCGUGUUAGUUAUUCUUGAAAGGACGUAUUGUAUUUUUUAUUCUUUUCGCUUGUUGUGAGAUCAGGUUGUUUGUAUUGUGAUUGCUUUGAGUUGGAGUGCAUGAUUUGUUUCAUUUCUAGAAGGAAUCAAUCCUGUGAGUCAUUUGGAACAUUUAAGCUAUUAAUUCCAUGCU
Molecule: messenger RNA, 1569 nt
Organism: Melampsora larici-populina 98AG31
Lineage: Eukaryota; Fungi; Basidiomycota; Pucciniomycetes; Pucciniales; Melampsoraceae
Exons: 6
Coding region: 217-1371 (384 amino acids)
Biological process (GO): dGTP catabolic process
Cellular component (GO): nucleus
Molecular function (GO): dGTPase activity
Source: RefSeq, a predicted model, not a curated record